Messenger RNA from Malaya genurostris, 4869 nucleotides. RefSeq lists its product as uncharacterized. Gene Ontology annotation, biological process: proteolysis. The record is from RefSeq and is a predicted model, not a curated record. Lineage: Eukaryota; Metazoa; Arthropoda; Insecta; Diptera; Culicidae. Gene Ontology annotation, molecular function: serine-type endopeptidase activity. The coding region runs from base 18 to 4823 and encodes 1601 amino acids. The transcript has 7 exons.
GAAUCGAGAGAAACAGCAUGUUCACGCGUGUAAAGAUUUAUUUUAGUACACCGGGCGAGAUGGCACGAACAAGUAAGCUUGAUUUGUCGCACUCAUCAAAGCUGCUGGACAGGCUGAUCGUCCUUGUGCUCCUUACAAUUAAGAGCAAUGCGGAGGAAAUCAGUUGCCAAGAAGGAGGAAUUUGUGUACCGAGCUAUCUUUGUGAAAAUGGAACCAUCAAUACGGUUGGCACGGGAUUGAUCGACAUUCGAAUUGGUGAUGAUACGAGCUGUCCAGAAUCGUUUGUGUGUUGCUUGACUGCUCGUAUAAACGCGGUAGAACCCAGUGAUAGCCUGUGUGACGGAGUCUGUGUAGUGCCCAAUCAGUGUUUAGAUUAUUCUAGCGGAUUAGGAAUCAUCAAUUUAAGAUUCGAUGGCACUAAAUGCGCAGCUGAUAAAAUCUGCUGUAAAAACCCAUCGAGGUCAUGCCAAGGGCUUUGUAUUUCCCCAGAACAAUGUGCAGAUGAUGGAAACGAAAUGAAUUUCGGAUUACCUGAUGUGAGUUGUCCAGAUAAUCAAGUUUGCUGCAAUACUACAAAAUCAUCUCUGCCAAUCGACUCGAUCUGUAAGGGUAGCUGCGUUCCUUCAUGGCAGUGUACAAGUACACUAUUUACAAAAGGAUUAAUCAAUCUAAGAUUCACGGACGGAUGUGCAGUCAAUGAAGUAUGUUGCCCAAGCGCGGAUAAUCUGGAAUGUGAUGGAGUUUGUACAGUUAGUGAUCAGUGUGAUGAUGAUUCCAGUGAAAUUAACUUGCGUGUUGGUGAUGGAAAAUGUCCAAUGAAUCAGAUAUGUUGCAAAAAUCCUAAAACUGAGCAUAAUCAGCCGGCAAAAUGCAACGGGGAAUGUGUUUUUCCCAAUGAAUGUCGACAUACUAACGUUGCGCCCGGUCUGUUAAAUUUGAGGCUCUCAAGCAGUGGUUGUCCGUUUAAUCAAAUUUGCUGUCCUAAUCCGGAAAACUCAAGUCAAUGCGAUGGAGUAUGUGUGCCACAUCAACUGUGUGCCCAAAUCGAAAAUCAAUAUCAACAAAAAACCAUCGACUUAAGAUUUUCGGAACAAAGCUGUCCAGUGCAUCAAGUUUGUUGUAAGAAAAAAGAUUAUAAACCAAAAUACUCAUGUGACGGAGACUGUGUUCCAAUGGAAAAGUGUCCGGAGCUAGGAUUUAUUAAUUUGAUUGAUCUUCGAUCUUCAAACUCUGAAUGUCCCACGAAUCAAGUGUGCUGUAGAAAACCUCAAACUGCACCUUCGUGCGACGGGGUUUGCAUAGUUCCGGAAGAGUGCUCGGAUCCAGUAACGAUAAACAAUUACAUGAGAUACCUGAUCGGCAAUGACCACUGUUCUGCUGGAACUUUGUGCUGCAAGAAUCCUAAACCAAAUAUUCAUAAAUUUCUCAGUGCAUCAUCAACAGGUCUGAUAGAACCAGAAAACAUCAGAUGUAUGUGUGUUCCGAUUCGACAGUGCUUAGAUGUAAUAACUGAUCAAAACCUGAUAAACCUUCGGAUCAACAAGUCAAGUUGUCCAAAUAAUGAGAUUUGUUGCAAGAAUCCGGCAAAGUCUUCUUCCUGUAAAGGAACAUGCACUGCUUUCGAUCAAUGCAGAGAACAAGUUUUUGAUAUAAAUUUACGAAUAUCAGACCAAAGCUGCCCGGGCAACCAAGUUUGCUGUAAAGAUACCAAAAGUACAGCAAUAAGUACUCAACAUGAAACUGUCUUCACAUGCAACGGGAAAUGUGUGUCGCCGCAUCAAUGUCCCGAGGCAACAUAUUCAAAAGAUAUCAUUGAUCUUCGAUUAGAUACGGCAUCGUGCCCCGCAGGACAAAUAUGCUGUAGUGAACCAAGUGCUGCAGCGAUCUGUGAUGGGUAUUGCGUUCCUAUCAAUCAAUGCUUAGAUCAACCUUUCGGGGAAGUGAUCAAUCUACGAACAUCAAACUUCGGAUGUCCAGCGAAUGAAAUGUGUUGCAAAAACAUCAAAUCACCAUCCUCUGUGGUAAUGCAGUACCCUUCCUGCAAAGGAAACUGCGUUUCUUUGGAAAAUUGUCCGCAUUUUAUACAAAGCCAUAAUCUAAUCAAUUUAAGAUCGACUUCGGAUGGGUGUCCAAUUGGCCAGGUUUGCUGCCAAGCUGCACACGAGACAAACGUUUGUGAUGGAACAUGCACUUCAUAUGAGAAUUGUGGAGAAUAUGAAUCUAGUUCUCUAAUAAUAGAUCUACGCGGCCCGAAAGGUCAGUGUUCAAACGGUGAUGUUUGCUGCAAAACUCCGAAACAAAUCAAAACUGUGCCAUCAACUAACGAUCUUCCACAGAAUUUGCCAAGAUGUGAAGGACAAUGCGUCUCAUAUCUGCUUUGCCCAGAAUAUGCGCUUGAUCGAUACACUAUAAAUCUCAGAAAUGGUAAUGGAAACUGUCCACCCAACGAAAUCUGUUGCAAAUCCAUAAAAGUGGAGGCAUCCUGCACAGGGAUGUGUGUUCCCAGUGAACAAUGCACGGAUUCCUUGUUUGAAGUUAACCUUCGCAAUGCACAAGAUGUUUGUCCGAUGGGUGCGAUUUGCUGUCAGAGUCCCAAAAUUGUCGAUCCCGAAGUCACUCCCAUAACUAAUGUAUUGUAUCCUUCGACAGCAGUGUGCCGAGGAAUGUGUGUUCCUGAAGAAUAUUGUGCUGAUAAGAAUGAAAUUAACCUCCGUAAGGGCGACAAUGGGUGUUCUUUGAACAAAAUAUGCUGUUCCAAUCCGCAAUUGUUAGUUCCUUCAAUGGAUGAUUUUUCACUUCCUAUGCCUUGGAGCCCGAUGAUGCCGGAAACCGGUGUGUCCAACAUAUCGCCAAUAGUUCCAGAGAAUCAACACUCCGAGUGCAUCAUAAAGAAUGAUCUUAGAACAUCUUUCAUCCGAAAAACAGAUGUUCCGUGGUUAGUUUCAGUCUGGAGUCGUCGUCGAUAUUUGAAUGUCGAUAGGAAUCAAUAUGAGUGUGUUGGAACUAUGUUACGAGCCGAUUUGAUUCUUACCGCUGCCGACUGUGUUGCUGAUCUUAGUCCUGCUCAGAUAUAUGCCCGUAUUGGUGAUUUCAAUCUAAAACCUCUCAAUACGCUUUCGAAACGAAGGGAAUUCGUAAUAGAUCGAAUAACAAUCCAUCCAGAUUACGAUGUGCAAUCUGGGUAUGCCAACGUGGCCGUACUGCAGAUUGGUCAAAAUUCGUCCAGCAAGGCUAAUGUCUGCCUGUCACAGUUGGCAGAUAAUUACUCAAAUGCUGAUUGUUUCCUUAUCGGGUGGAACAAAAUAUCGCUUUCAGUGGAGGACGUGGCGGAUGCAAUUCCUGAGAAACAUUAUCUUAAAUUGACUCGGAGCAACAAUUGCCCAGAUGGCGUAAUCUGUACAGAUCGACAGCGAUCUAUAGAAAAAUGCGAGAAUUUUCAAGGUGCUCCGCUCAUCUGUUUUGCAAUGGGCGGCCGAAGUUGGAAACAGGUUGGACUUGUUUCGAAGAUGAGCGGUUGGUGUGAUAGUAUGGCAGUUCCCAGUAUGCUCACCGAUAUCGGUUCGUAUGAAAUGUGGAUUCAGGAACAAAUUUCCCCUAGCUUUCAGCAGAUGAUGGAAGUUUCGAAACCUUCGAGAGCAUAUUUACCUGCACUGAUGCGCCAUCGGCUAGUUAGUGAUUUACUUCCAGCCAAGAUCAGCGCACGUUCGAGCGUUGGGAUGAACAAAUCGUUGUUGAUAGUGGCACUCGUGUUUUUAAUCCGAGAAUCAUUCACUCGUGGUCAGGAAUGCAUAGGAAGAUGCGUAAAAAAAGAUGAAUGUAGGGUUGCGGGCAGCACUGAUGUAGUAGUAGUUCCUACUUUACCCAUUACACCAGCAGGAUCUAUCGAUGGGGAUUUUAUUGACCUCAGGUUGGAUGUCGGCUGCGAUCGAUUGGAAACUUGUUGUAAUGAGCACGAUAUUAUUCCCAGUGUGCCCAAAGAUCAAAGUUCUUUUGACCAAUGUGGUGUUCGAAAUUUGAAUGGUAUCGGCUACAGACUGGUAGGACAUAAGGCGGGUGUUUCCGAAUAUGGUGAAUUCCCGUGGACGCUGAUGGUGUUGAGAUCACAAAUGGUAGUCGAUAUAAUCAAAGAAGUGUACGUAUGUGGAGCUUCAUUGAUUGCUCCUAAUCUUGCACUAACAGCAGCGCAUUGUGUGGCAAAUUAUAAAACCGAAAAGUACUACGUGAGAGCGGGUGAAUGGGACACAAAUACGGAUAAAGAACUUUUUGCAACGCAGACACGUGAUAUAUCAAUUGUUAUUAUACACGAACACUACAACAAACAUCAUCACAACAACAUUGCCCUUCUUAAGUUCGAUGAACCUUUCAUCGCCGAUAAAAAUAUUCAAACUAUUUGUCUUCCACCUGCAAAUGCGAAUUUCAAUGGCCAUGAAUGUUUCACUGGUGCUUGGGGAAAGGAUAAAUUUGAACAAGGAAAGCUGCAAAACAUUCUCAGAAGGGUUGAAGUACCGGUCGUUCCUCACGAGGAAUGUCAGAAUGCGUUCAGGUCCACUCGAUUGGGACCACACUUCGUGUUGGACAAUAGUUAUAUGUGCGCUGGAGGAGAAGAAAACGUAGACGUUUGUACUGGGGAUGGCGGUGCUCCGCUUGCCUGUGCUAUACCAGAGGACAGCUCGCGAUACUACCAGACAGGAAUCGUUGCCUGGGGUAUUGGAUGCGGACAGAAAGGAAUCCCAGGUGCUUAUACAGAUGUAGUUAGGUUCGUUCCGUGGAUUCAUAGUAAGAUGGACGCUUUAGGUGUGAACAGGAAGACUUCUACUUUUUAGAAGCAUCUUUUGUCGUGAUUUAUUAAAAGAAUGUAUUUAUUCAAAA